This is a messenger RNA of Punica granatum (pomegranate), 1925 nucleotides long. NCBI's taxonomy places the organism in Eukaryota, Viridiplantae, Streptophyta, Magnoliopsida, Myrtales, Lythraceae. The record is from RefSeq and is a predicted model, not a curated record.
UCCAAGUCCAUUCUAUAUAUACCUCCCAAUACCCUAAAUUAAAUCAUUUCUCUGUCGAUCUCUGUAAGGAGAGUAGAGAGUACAUUAACAAUGGCGGCCCCUCCUCCGAAUGUAGUGCCCAUAGCCUACCAGGGCGGCACGUCGCUGGCCGUGCCAGACUGGCUGAACAAGGGGGACAAUGCCUGGCAGAUGAUAUCGGCCACGCUGGUCGGCAUGCAGAGCGUUCCGGGCCUCGUGAUCCUCUACGGCAGCAUAGUCAAGAAGAAGUGGGCCGUGAACUCGGCUUUCAUGGCCCUCUAUGCCUUUGCGGCCGUGGUCAUCUGCUGGGUCACCUGGGCCUACAAGAUGUCCUUCGGGGACCGGCUCCUCCCCUUCUGGGGCAAGGCCGGACCAGCCCUUGGCCAGAAGUUCCUCAUCAAGCAGGCUGUCCUCCCGGAGACCACGCAGUACUAUGACAGCGGGGAGGUCGAGACCCCGGUUAUUGCCCCGUUCUAUCCUAUGGCCUCGAUGGUGUGGUUCCAGUGCAUGUUCGCCGCCAUCUCUGUGAUACUGCUCGCGGGAUCCGUCCUCGGGAGGAUGAACAUCAAGGCCUGGAUGAUGUUCGUGCCACUCUGGCUGACUUUCUCGUACACCGUCGGGGCAUUCAGCCUGUGGGGAGGCGGCUUCUUGUUCCACUGGGGCGUCAUGGACUACUCCGGUGGCUACGUCAUCCACCUCUCCUCCGGCAUUGCGGGCUUGACCGCCGCGUAUUGGGUGGGACCCAGGUCGAGCGAUGACAGGGAGAGGUUCCCACCAAACAAUGUGCUGUUAAUGUUAGCAGGGGCGGGGCUGCUGUGGAUGGGCUGGGCGGGGUUCAAUGGAGGGGACCCUUACACUGCCAACAUCGACUCUUCCAUGGCCGUCCUCAACACCAACAUCUGCGCAGCCACCAGCCUCCUUGUCUGGACUUGGCUUGACGUCAUCUUCUUCAACAAGCCCUCCGUUAUUGGAGCCAUCCAGGGCAUGAUGACUGGCCUCGUCUGCAUAACACCCGGUGCAGGUCUUGUCCAAGGAUGGGCUGCUAUAAUAAUGGGAAUAUUGUCGGGCAGCGUCCCAUGGUUCACCAUGAUGGUCGUGCAUAAGAAGUGGACCCUCCUCCAGAAGAUUGACGACACCCUCGCCGUGUUCCACACCCAUGCUGUCGCCGGCUACCUUGGUGGGAUUUUGACGGGCAUCUUCGCCGAGCCCGAGCUAAGCACGCUCUUCCUGCCAGUCACCAAAUCCAGGGGAGCUGUUUACGGGGGCUCGGGUGGGGUCCAGAUCCUCAAGCAGAUAGUGGGCGGGGCAUUCAUCAUCGGCUGGAACAUAGUUGUCACGUCCAUAAUAUGCCUCGUGAUAGGCCUGGUGAUACCACUGAGGAUGCCGGAAGAAGAGCUUCUCAUAGGGGACAAUGCCGUGCAUGGGGAGGAGGCCUAUGCUCUUUGGGGCGAUGGAGAGAAGUACAACCCGACGAGCCAUUCGGUCUAUGCAGAUGACACAUUACACUCACACACAUCUACUGGUGCUACUCAAGUAGUGUAGGCAUGCGUAACAAGAUUAUCCGAGGUGGAGAUCAUCUCUCGAUGAAAGACCGUGGCAAGAAUGAGGGGAUAAACUUCACUAUAUUUAAUGGGUUUCUAUGGAGUGCUCCAUGUACACUCAAACUCAAAGGCCAAGGUGCUGCUAGGCAUAGUCAGCGAGCAAAACUUGAAUUUAUCACUACAUUUGUGUAUAUAAAGUAAUUUCUCGUCCUCUUGAUGAUGCUGGUCAUCUCAGGACUGCCCAGGAAUUUGUUCAAGCUCGCAACGAGGACUGUUAACUUGUCUAUGAAGAAAUGGUGCAAUGUCCUCUGAACUAAGCCGGAUGAGGGCUGUAUUAAAAUUAAUACAAAUGGAGGUUUUAGAUAA